Messenger RNA from Neoarius graeffei (lesser salmon catfish), 3130 nucleotides. RefSeq names its product cap methyltransferase 2 (gene cmtr2). Lineage: Eukaryota; Metazoa; Chordata; Actinopteri; Siluriformes; Ariidae. Gene Ontology annotation, biological process: 7-methylguanosine mRNA capping. Gene Ontology annotation, molecular function: methyltransferase cap1 activity. The record is from RefSeq and is a predicted model, not a curated record. Bases 316 to 2544 code for a protein of 742 amino acids. The transcript is spliced from 2 exons. Gene Ontology annotation, cellular component: cytoplasm; nucleus.
CGCCAGCGUGUCUCCUUCCGGGUUGGGGCGGGGUUAGUGUUCUGAAGGUCCGCGCUGGAAAUAUUUUGCUCAGUAAACAUUUAUGACGUUAAAUUAUUGAUUUUGAGUAUUUUGAGUGUAAGUGUGCGCGGGUGGGAAAGCAGAGGCGGUUGUGUUAGCUGCUGCUCGUUAGCAGGCCCGGAACGCGACCCCGGGUUUUCCUGAUGAGCUUCCCCAGACUCGGCGCCUCACAGCGCGGCCGCGCGCCUCUCUGUCCGCCGCUGAGCCGGAGCCGCUGCAGGAUUCAGUCGCGGUCAGUUGUUGACUGGCUGGAGGAUGAACCGGGGACGCGACACCAGGAAAAGGCUUCCUCCAGACAAGCCAGACCCGCUCGAGUCUUUUGAUGAAGCGAUUCUGGAGGAGGUGAAGCAGCUUUUCAGCAAGGUGAGAGGGUACAGCGCUCCGCCCGGAACCGAAUGGUGCUUACCAGACCCCAGCGUGGCCCUCUGCGAUCAGCCAUGGAGUCACCCACCUCUCCAGGAUCUGAAAAACUCCUUAAACGAGGUGAAGGAUCAGCUCGGUGACAAAGAUUUGGCAGUAUGGCACCAGCACACUUGCUCCACCAACCGAGCCGGAACUGUUACGUCCUACCUUCGCGAGACUGCCAAUGCAGAACUUUGCACUCAGGCCUGGGCAAAAUUCUACGAGAUCCAAGGAACAUUCAAUCUAAUAUCAGAAAUGGCACUGCAGAACGGUGAACUGAACUCCGUUCAUUUGUGCGAAGCUCCUGGAGCAUUUAUUUCUGCACUUAAUCACUUCCUCCAAACCAGGAAGCUGUACUGUGACUGGACCUGGGCUGCUAACACGCUGAAUCCGUAUCACGAGGCUAACGGACGGAGUUGCACGAUUGCAGACGACAGACUCAUUGCUCCUACUCUUCCUUGGUGGUUUUUCGGCUCGGACAACACGGGUGACAUCAUGCUUCCGAAGCAUUUGCUGGAGCUGCAGGUAUUCGUUAGUAACAUGCGUCGUGUGGAUUUGGUCACAGCGGACGGAAGCUUUGACUGUCAGGAUGACCCGGGAGAGCAGGAGCGCUUGGUGGCGCCGUUGCAGUACUGUGAAACUGUGUGCGCUUUAUUCUUACUUGCCCCUGGAGGCUCGUUUGUCCUGAAGAUGUUCACGCUUUUUGAGCAUUCCUCCAUUUGCCUGCUUUACCUCCUCGUGUGCUGCUUUCGCUCGGUUCAUGUUUUCAAACCUGCAACUAGUAAAGCUGGGAAUUCUGAGGUCUACGUUGUGUGUUUGGAUUUCAAAUCCAAGGACCGUGUCCGGCCGCUGCUCUCAAAGCUGAUCCGUAACUACGGUCCGGAUAUGGUUUCCACGGCAGCACUGUUUCCAAAAAGCUGCGUUCCCAACUCUUUCCUCAGGCAGCAUGAGGAAAUCUGUGCGUUUUUCCAUGUGCUACAGAUCAACACCAUCCAGGAGAACCUGCGGCUCUUUAGCAGUAUGACCGCUGAGCAACGCGAGCAUCUCAAUCGGCUCCGAGAAUGUGCUGUGCAAUUUUAUAUGCAACGUUUUCGGGUGCAGUUUUUACCACGCAAGCGCUGGGUGUGCCGAGGCGGAUCGAUGGCUUGGGGAAAACCGUGCCAGAGGAAGCAAAUGGGAUCUUUUAACCAGCGUAAGGAGCUGCAGUGUAAGGAAUGGCAGCAGCGUCUUGCACAUGGACCUUACCAAGCGUGGAUAGAGGAACAUUUUCAGGGUGAGGAAGGGCAUCAGUUUGUACUCGCUGGUCCUAUGCGUCCAGAGUGUGACUUGAAUGCAUGGUUUAGUCAUGUGGGAGCAACGCUGCCGAAAGUAUGCAACUCUGCUUUCUGUGAUCCUGAGUUAUUAGAUCUGCUUAAUGAAGCUUUAGAGGAGCGCACGCUGGUCUCGGAGGAAGAGCCGUUGGCCAAAAAAACUCUGUUGUGCAGAUCUUGCUCCAUCGGGACUUCCUCUCCUGAAUCCAUAUUAAAUGAAAUCUGCAACCAUCCAAAUGCUGCUUCUUGUGUCAUGAUGGUUGGGAACCCGUCGUGGCAGGACAUUCCACUUUCAGGAACCAAACUGCGGUUCUGUCCAGGUCCUUCCUAUCCAGAGACGUGUCUUUCCACUUUGCACGAUGGAGAGCCGCUUCAUCAGCACCAGCUACUGAGCAGUGCGUUUUCAGCUCUGUGUGGACUUUCUGAAGGAUCAGCCCUGGUGGUUCCGUUGUGCUCGGCUUUGACCCGUUUUACAGCAUCUCUGGUCCUUGCUCUCCAUCUCUGCUUCCGGUCAAUCAGUUUCCGUUGCCCUGCGUGCGGCCCACCUGUCGUACUGCUGUGUGUGGGAUUCUCCUCAGUACCUCAGAUCAUCACCAUCCUCCAGGAGGUUCUGGACCAAAUGAGAACACUGGGACCGGACAGACAGCUUCUGCAGUUUGCUCCAAUGGAAGAACUGCUCCAAGGUUCACUGCCUCACUUUCUGUCCAACCUCAAUAACACUGUUUUGAGGCAGCAGCUUCAUUUACGUCUACAACUGCAGCAGAAAAGAUAACACCCGGCGUCCCUGUCACACUCGAGCUCAAUCCCAAUCUUCAGGGCUUCAUAGCCUCAAAUUCCUGCGUGUCCUUUACUAAAAACACUGGCUUGGCUUCUGAAGGAAGGCCUUGACCGUUUCAGCUCGCCACAGUGGAGGAGUUGAUCCAAACCGUUUACUCUGAAAGGCAGAGAACAUUGUCCAUCAUUCUCAAUCCUCAGCUCCCCCCCCCCCCCCCCCCCCCCGGGCUAAGCGGGAACAUUUCUUGUCCUGUUUCACUGCAGCCAAGGUGUGUAACAGUAACCGGUCCAUUCAAUUCCCUCACUAUGACCAGUUUGUUCUGCGGGACCCAUAUUUUGCAUAUUUUUCUUUUCCAUAACGGUGCACACUCAAUUUGAGUUUAUGCUGUGUGUGUUUAUAUAUGAAGAAGGCUUUUUGUUGGAGAAAAUAGACGACAGAUCUGAGCGUCUUAUGCAGUGUGUGCACCAUGUUUUAGAAUUAUUUAUAUGCAAUCUGUUUAAGUACUUGAACUCUUGAGUUGCCUUAGCUACGAUAUUUUGGUCAACUGCCUUUUUGUUUAUUAAAGUCAGUUUAUUUUUGGACA